CUCCACCACGACUGCCAUGACGGAACCAACAGCAGCCAGCUUCAGCCGCACACAAGUCGACGAGCCUCAAAUAUGGCUUCGCCUUCCCUUCGACCAGAAGCAUUCAAAUCUGCUCCCCACGGAUUUACUUGAGCUUCUAUCAGCAUAAUACCCAUCUCCCUUCGCAAACGUACGACCUUGCGAUUCUCGCGGCACACCACAACUACGUCAUCGCCAAUGAGCGCCCAAACCCUCCCAACACCUCCCACCAGCCCUCCUCCUCCGGACUACUCGUCGGAACCAGUCCCCACAUACUCGGCGACCGACGAUGAUUCCCUCUUCGCCCGAAUCGAGCAGUCCACCGCCGUGAACAUCCCAAUCCUGCACGCCCCCGCCCAGAAUUGGGAAGCCGAGUUCUCCCGGCGCUUCCACGACGGGCAGAUACUCAACCCCGGAAACGAAACAUACUUCCUCGAGACCGAUAUUGUCGAGUCCUUCUUCGGCUCCAUCGAGGCCGGCCGGGAUGAUCUCGUCGCCGAAUUCGUGUCCCGCGGCCUCGUGUCUCCGGACGUCACAAGGCGGAACGGCGAGACGCCGCUCCUGGCUGCUGUGCGCGUGGGUAAAAUCCCCAUGGUCAGCAGGCUCGUAGCCCUGGGCGCAACUGUGAAUGCCUUCGGCGUCUCUACGAUUGCUGCCAACAAUGGCGGCACCCCUUCAUACCCGAAGCGCACGUCGUUGCAACUGGCCGCCGAGAAUGGACACCUAGCCUUGGUCAAGGUCCUGAUGGAGGACUACGGCGGCGACGAUAGCCUAGUUGCCCCCGACGGCGCCAUCGCGCUACGACUCGCCGCCAUGAACGGCCAUCGCGACAUCGUCCAGUACCUGCCCGCCCGGCGUGUCGGCGCAUGGCUCCGGUGGAAGACGGCGCACGAGGCCGAGAUGAAGCGGGUGCGACGGGCAUUGGGGCACAUCGCCGCGUUCUUCAAGGUGAUUUUCUGGGAGAUCCCAAGGUUCUUCGUCUACGUAAUCCCCAAGGAAAUCGGAAAAUCGGUGUGGAAGGGUCGCCAUAAAGUUGCCGCGUGGUGCAGGCGAUGCAAGGACACAAUUGUCAAGCUACCCGGGCGCACCAAGCGGUUCGCCGCGAACCUGCCCGGCCAUGUGAAGAACGGAGCGAAGUGGGCCUGGGAGGGCAUCAAGGGGAUUCCUGCCUUCCUGAAGAAGAUGAUCAAGGAGAUUUCUCGCGCAGUGAAGGAAUUCGCGCAGGGGACUUGGAAGGUGAUGAAGGAAAUUCCUCCCUUGUUGAAGGAGAUCGCCAAGGGAACUUGGAAACACAUCAAAGCCAUCCCCGGAGUCAUCAAGGUGAUCUUUCUGUGGAUUGGCCGUGGCUUAAAGAACAUCGGCGAGGCUGUCUUUAACGUGGUGGCUCGGUUCGUCUCCUUGCUACAUACGGCUAUAUCUGCUGUAUUCUCCUUCUUCCGCAGCAUCACCCUGAAGGACAUCUGGGACGGCUUCUGCUCACUGCUCCGGGCCAUCUUCAUCGACACGCCCCACGCCAUUUUCCGCUUCAUCAUAUCGGUUGGUGAUAUGACCUACGACGUGCUCAAGGGCCUGUUUGGCUUCUUUGGGCAGCUCGCGUGGUACAUCGGAGCCGGAAUCUUGUGGCUCAUCACUUUUGUUCCCCGAAAACUGUGGCAAUGCCUCGCGGCCGUCGGACGGUCGAUACAACGCGCGUUCCAGGAGGUGAUGGCGUACCUGGAUCCCAAGCGGAUGUAAGACGGCUGCCUUUGUAGUUCGAGUUGUACCGAGUAUGGAAUGGGAGAAUGUGGCUCUGAUGGGUUGAAGGGGCAGUCGACAUGGUCAAAGCAGCGUGCAAGGUUGGCGGACAGGUCUCACAUUUGUGUAAUAUAUUACGUCAAGAUACCAUGAUACUUAGAGAUGAAAUGAUGUAAAAUUUUGCUAUCUUAGGGGUCAUAGUAAAGGUUUCCAUACAGACCCUAAAUCACUAAGAAAAGGGUUUUAGGCUUAAGCACUUAUUGGAUGCUUUGUUGACUUUUCUGCA
This is a messenger RNA of Ilyonectria robusta, 2038 nucleotides long. RefSeq lists its product as uncharacterized. The transcript has a single exon. Gene Ontology annotation, molecular function: protein binding. The record is from RefSeq and is a predicted model, not a curated record. Lineage: Eukaryota; Fungi; Ascomycota; Sordariomycetes; Hypocreales; Nectriaceae. Bases 217 to 1752 code for a protein of 511 amino acids.